Hemibagrus wyckioides is the source of this 5968-nucleotide messenger RNA. RefSeq names its product insulin-like growth factor 2 mRNA binding protein 2b (gene igf2bp2b). The coding region runs from base 401 to 2239 and encodes 612 amino acids. NCBI's taxonomy places the organism in Eukaryota, Metazoa, Chordata, Actinopteri, Siluriformes, Bagridae. Gene Ontology annotation, biological process: nervous system development; regulation of gene expression. The transcript has 16 exons. Gene Ontology annotation, molecular function: mRNA 3'-UTR binding. The record is from RefSeq and is a predicted model, not a curated record. Gene Ontology annotation, cellular component: cytosol; cytoplasm; nucleus.
AUAAAAGAAAACCUUUUCAGUCAAGUGAUUUACACACACAGGGAGAAGAAGAAGAAGUUGAUGCCGUUGGGGGGGUGGAAGGUUCUACCGACCGGAACCGACUGAUCAUUUUAUCAUUUCAUUUCCUUCUCGGGAUUUUGUUCUGUCGCACCUCCACAGCCUUAAAUCGCGUGUUUGUGUGUGUGUGUGAGAGCGAGUGUGUGUGUGUGUGUGAGAGUGAGUGAGAGAGAGUGUGUGUGUGUGUGAGUGAAUGUGAGAGAGAGAGAGAGUGUGUGUGUGUGUGCGCGCGUGCGUGCGUGCGUGCAGUGCGUGUUUUUCUUUCUGUCUUUCUUUCCUUUUUGUGUGUGUGUGUGGCUGUUGUUGUUGCUGCUGCUGUUAAUUUCCGUUCCGUGUUUGGAUCAUGAAUAAACUGUACGUGGGGAACCUGAGUCCCUCGGUCACAGUGGACGACCUGAAGCGGCUGUUCGGCGAGCGCCAGCUGCCCGUCAGCGACCGGACCGUCUUACUGAAGUCCGGCUACGCUUUCGUUGAUUUUCCUGACCAGAAGUGGGCCAUAAAAGCCAUUGAAACGCUGUCAGGGAAAGCCGAGUUGCACGGAAAGGUGAUCGAGGUUGAUUAUUCCGUUCCCAAGAAAUUAAGGAGUCGCAAGAUUCAGAUCCGGAACAUUCCCCCUCACCUGCAGUGGGAGGUUUUAGACAGCUUGUUAUCACAGUACGGCUCAGUAGAAAACGUGGAGCAAGUGAAUGCUGACUCAGAAACAGCUGUGGUGAAUGUCACAUAUGCAUCAAAAGAGGAAGCUAAAGAGGCCAUAGAGAAGCUGACGGGCCACAGUCUGGAUAAUCACUCCUUCAGCGUGUCCUACAUUCUGGACGUGGAGGGCAGUGGGAACGAGAGUGAAGCGGGACCCCAGGCCCAACGUGGGGCGUCCCGAGGAGGCAGAGGGACGCGGGAGUCUGACUCCGCCCACUCCGGGGCCAUGGGGGGCCUGCAGGGAGCUCACCACUCACAUCACGAGCUCCCGCUGAGGCUGCUGGUCCCUACACAGUUUGUAGGAGCGAUCAUUGGCAAAGAAGGUCUGACCAUCAAGAACAUCACCAAGCAGAGCCAGUCCAAAGUGGACAUCCAUCGUAAGGAGAAUGCCGGGGCUGCGGAGAAACCCAUCACCAUCCACUCGUCCCCGGAGGGCUGCUCACACGCCUGCAGGAUGAUCCUGGAGGUCAUGGAGAAGGAAGCCACGGACACCAAGACUGCUGAGGAGGUCCCACUGAAGAUUCUGGCCCAUAACAGUCUUGUAGGACGGCUGAUUGGUAAAGAAGGCAGGAACCUGAAAAAGAUUGAGCAGGACACUGGGACCAAGAUCACCAUUUCACCCCUGCAGGAUCUGACCAUCUACAACCCAGAGCGUACCAUCACGGUGAGGGGAGGAGUGGAGGAGUGCUGUAAUGCAGAAGUGGAAAUCAUGAAGAAGCUGAGAGAGGCGUACGAGAACGACAUGGCCGCCCUAAACCUGCAGACGGCACUGAUCCCCGGCUUGAACCUGAACGCUUUAGGGAUUUUCUCUCCUACACUUCCUGUUCUGUCUUCAGCUACAGGGUCGCGUGGAGUUACAUCACUUCCUACCACAUACAGCCCCUUACUGGGUCAGGCAUCAGCGCUGGCUGGUUUGUACGGAUCUCCCCCCGCAUUACCCCACCAGCAAGCAGCUCCGGAGCAGGAAGUGGUGUAUCUUUUCAUCCCCACUCAAGCAGUUGGAGCUCUAAUAGGGAAGAAAGGACAGCACAUCAAGGAGCUGGCACGGUUCGCUGGAGCUUCCAUCAAAAUCGCUCCAUCAGACAGUCCUGAUGCCCCGGAGAGGAUGGUCAUCAUCACCGGUCCUCCUGAAGCCCAGUUUAAGGCUCAAGGUCGGAUAUUCAGAAAGCUGAAGGAGGAGAACUUUUUCACUGCGAAGGAGGAAGUGAAGCUGGAGACGCACAUCAAAGUCCCUGCGGCGGCCGCCGGGCGAGUUAUAGGCAAGGGCGGGAAAACGGUGAACGAACUGCAGAAUCUCACCAGUGCUGAGGUCAUCGUUCCACGGGACCAGACGCCUGACGAGAACGACGAGGUGUUCGUGAAAAUCAUCGGCCAUUUUUUUGCUAGUCAGACUGCACAGCGGAAGAUCAGGGAAAUCAUCCAACAAGUCAAACAGCAGCAGCAGAAAAACCAGCAGGGGGCAGCGACACCAUCGCAGCACACCAAGUGACCAGCAGGGGGCAGCCAGCAAACAGCAGCAGCAGCCAGCAGCAGCCUGUGAAUGUAGCUCCUCCGAGCGCAAACCAAAUCGAGCAAAAAGGCGCAAGAGAACGAAAAACAAACAAGUGGGAGGGGAAACACACACCGAAGGACAAGCAACAAGAUCGAAACCAAAGAACCUUAUAAGACCUGAGCGAGCCUCACUCCGAGAGCUUAAACCGAACAUCCAGACGAGCGCCGGGCAGGUGGCGGAUGUUUUCAGACUUCUGGACGCGAGGAGACGCUGUGUAACGGUACGCUGGGUUGGAUCUGUCCUCUGAGAAGCACACGUUAAAAAAUCCGGCUGCCUGUGAGACGAUCUUACCAGCAAACAUCCUGCUAGUCUCCCACGCAGGAGCCGAAGCGGCAGCCAUAAGCACAUUCAGGCUGGGUGCGAGCACACUGUGUAAAUGUAGCCUGACUAGCAUUUAACAACAUGGACUGUUGAGCGAGUGACACAUGACUACCUGAGGGAGCGCGGAGUAGAUGUGUAACGGUGUUUCGUCCAUUACAAGACCGUAAUGUGCUUUCUAUCCAGUCGUCUGUAGCCUUAGAUAGUUUUACUUAUAAAUAUAAACAAAAACCCCCCACAGGGCAGAACUCAUUUAGCGUAGCGGUUAGCAUGUCCCAAUAUCACACUCGGAAAUUUCCUUAGCGUAGAUGCACUUUUUUUUUUUUUCCUUUGUUAAUCAGGCCUUUAAUGUGAAGAAAGAGUCAGGCUUUAGUUUUAGUCGCUUUUAUAAAAAUCCUAAGAUUCUUAGUUUCAGUCGACUGACCCGUAGUUCCAUGCUGACCCGCUUCUCCCGGCUUGCGUUCCUUUUUACCCCCGCCCCCCCCCCCAUAUUUCUUUCACAUUUUUUUUUAAAUUUUCAAGCUCAUCUGACCAAGAUGGAAGUCUACUGAGCUCUCCUGGCCUGCGAAUUAUGAGGGAGGGGAAACAAAAAAAGAGUUUUAAUACGAUUUAUGAUUGUAAAAAAAUUUCCAAUCAGCCUGAUUUUUAUUGCGAAUGUUGUUUUUGGGGAAAAAAAAAAAGAAAGAAAGCCAGAACAGCCUCACUCACCCUGAACACAUGCUCUGUACUAGAUUCAACAAAAAGCACUUAAAAAAUAUUUUAGCGUGCAAAAACAAACGGGAAAAAAAAAAAAAAAAAAAAAGUGAACAGCAAAAGUCUGGUGAAGUGCAAGUGCAAUAAUCAGAGGCUGCCUACAAGCUGCAUUCGGGACAAUUAAUCACGUCCUGAACAGGCGGCCUGAUCACGAGUGAAUGUAUCCAGUGUUUUCUACCUGCCUUCUGCAGCACACUACGUCCUGACUGUCUGUCUGUCUGUCUGUCUGUCUAUAUGUCUGUCUUUUUUUUUUCUCUCUUUUUUUGUUGUAUUUUUCAUUUUUCUUCUUUAUUUUUGUUUGUUAUUUUUCUUUCUAAUUUUUUUAAAUAUUUUUUAUUUUUUCAUCUUCUACAUUUUCUUCUUUUAUUCUACUUCUUUCCUUUCUUUCUUAUACACCUUUUUUUAUUUAUUUUUAUUUUUUUUAAAUAUUUCUCUUCCCUUUUCCGUCAUCCCCCCCCCAUUUUUUCCUUCAUUUUUAAUUUUUUUUUCUUUGUUUGUUAAUUUGUUUGUCAUCUUCCUUUCUUUUUUCCAUUUUUCCCCCCUUAAUUUUAUUUAUUUAUUUUUUUGUCAUCUUUAAUUCCUUUUAAAAAUAAUAAUAAUAAUUGUUCAUUUGUUUUUCUUUUCUCUCUUUUUGUCUACGCAUUUCUAUCGUCCUUUCUAUAUAUAUAUAUAUAUAUAUAUAUAUAUAUAUAUUUUAUUUCUUUCUUCAUCCUUUUUUAUACUUUCCUUUUCCUUUUUCUUUUCUCUUUUAAAUCCUUCUCUCGUCUUUGUGUCCUGCGUUUCGUGGCCACGUGGAUUGUCUUUUGAGCGUUUUUUUUUUUUUUUUUUUUUUUUUUUUUGCGUUUCCUGGCUUGGAAAAAACAAACAAACAAGAUUUUUCUGCUUGUUCUUGUGUGUCCUGAACCUAAAGAAAGAAGUUGUUUUCUUAAAAAACUUAAAACCUUACAAUCAUACAAGGUGACCAUGGGAGGUUUAUGGCUUGUCUCUUAGUAUUUUUGUUUUUGUUUUUUUUUUGUCUUCGUUUUGUGAGAAAUGCUGCCCUUUAAAAAUUCACGAUGGUGACGGUUUCGGAAGCCAUCAAAGAUGCUGACUUUUCUGAAAGAAAAAGAAAAAGAAAAACAAUCCAUCACCUUGUUAUCUGAUAUUUCCAGCGCAGCGAUAAAGAGAAGGUGGUGUAAGGAGCAGUUAGUGUGAUCCAUCACUACACUGACGAGGUGCUGAUCAUCCUGUUAAACAUGAAGCAUAGCAGUUAUUUAUGGACGCGUAAAUAAAUACGUACAUAUAUAUAUAUAUAUAUAUAUAUAUAUAUAUAUAUAUAUAUAUAUAUAUAUAUAUAUAUAUAAAGAGCAUGCAGUGCUAAUACGAUCGUCCGCACAGGUCGAAAAGCUAACCUUCACCUAAAACCAGUACGAGAAAUAACCUUCUACCUCAAAGAACAAGGUACCUCAGUCCAAUUACUUUCUACAUAUUUUGUAUAAACCUUGUAAAGCUCACGAGUGAUUUUUUUUUUUUUUUUUUUUUUUUAAUUUUCUAAAUAAUAAGAAGAGCGAUUUUAAAAAAUAAAAUAAAAUAAAAACGAGAGAAUUAGUAAAGAUGGUGAAUAUCCACCACCAUCUCCUUGGGAAAGGGGCGUGUGCCUCGUAUCAGAAGCUGUACAUUGCUGUACUUUAUUGGACCUUAAGAGUUCCUUGUUGAGGUUGAUAGAAACUAACGCUAGCACAACUGACUACCUGGAGAGACGAGAUUAACACCGGUCUUGCAUUAGGUUUGUUUUAUUUGUUUUGUCCCCGAAGUAUUUUCUUUAACAUACAGAUUUAAUGUACAAAUAAAAGGUGAGGUCGUGGCAGAUGCGCGUCAUGCUGUAAGUGUCAGUAGUAAAGAAACGAUAUGUAGCUGAAAAAUUCAGAGACUGCUUGCUAGGUUUUUUCUCUCUCUUUUUUUUUUUUUGGCAGUGUAAUUUCCAUAGCGAAGUCGUGCCACUCUGAAAAAAGGGUGAAGUGUAUCAUUAACACAUUUGUUUUCCAAAUAGCCGCUAACACCAAAUCUGUGUGGUUUUAGGAAAUAUAUAUAUAUAUAUAUAUAUAUAUAUAUAUAUAUAUAUAUAUAUAUAUAUAUAUAUAUAUAUAUAUACAUAUAUAUAUAUUUUUAGUUACAAUGCUGUUACAUGCUGUUUGAUUUCCAUCGAUGCAGAGUCGAUCACUAUCUAACCUGGUCGUCGGUCGCUUUUAUUAUUAGUUUUUCUUUCCGUUUAGCUGAAGUGGGCGGCGCCGAAGCUGGUCCGAAACUCCUCCUCGUGCUUUCUGGUGUUGUUGUUUUAUGUCCAUGUUUCCCUGUAUCAGGUUCUGUUAUACCUGUACUGUGAACGGUUUGGCCUUUUAGACGUGUCAGACCCGUGAAAGCACUGGAUUUUAAACCAGUGUUUUAUUAAUACAAAAAAAAAAAAAAACCACACAAAAAAACCAUUUUUUCUUUUUUUCUUUUAGAGCACACAUAAGCUUCUACUAACUUUUCCAUUUAGGAUUUUAAAAACUUGUUUUUUUGCUUUUUUUUUUUAGCUAAACCACACAGACCACCAGCUUGGACAUGAGCAAUAAA